AUGAAGUCGUACUGUCGCACGAGCACGUGCAUACGCCGACGUAAUAAAAUAAAAUUAUCACGACACGCGUCCCAAGAUCACGUGUCCAGAAUUCGUGAUGAUUUGAAGCACAUUGAUCUGGAUGCUCUAGAGCAGCCGAUUUUAUUCACGUUUGCAAGAAGAACGAGCUGAACCUUUCUGAAUGUAUAAAAGCAAGCAUAAUCAACCUGAAACCGCAGUUGAAAACUGGAAUGCCAGAUUAUAAAAUACCCUCCUUGGAACCAUUGAUGUUGAAGGAAUUAGCAGCUACAGCAGGAGGGAAUAUUAAACUGAAGAUGACGAACGUUGUCGUUCAUGGUGCCAGUGAUUUCGUAUUAACGAAGUUGAAAUCCAGUUUGGAAACACUGACCUUCGUAGCCGAUCUGGAUAUUCCGCAUCUUUUCAUCGAAGGCAACUACGACGUUAAUGGACGAAUAAUUCUCCUUAACAUCCGGGGCAAUGGCCCGAUGCAGGGUAACUUCACAACCUGCAAGGCAUUCGUGAAGAUUCAAAUGAAGGAACACAAGAAGGAAGACGGUGAAAGUUACUUAAAAAUAGCCGAGCUUAAGACGAAGAUCUUCAUACAAGAUGGCGUCCUGCAUCUGCAGAAUCUCUUCGGCGGUGAUCCAGUUCUCGGCGACGUUGUCAACAAUGCCAUCAACAGCAACUUCAACGGUUUCAUUACAGAGAUCAAACCAGCUAUUGAGAACGCCAUCUCGAACACGUUCACAGACAUUUCAAACAGUAUUCUACAACAGUUUCCGUACAAAACGCUUUUCCCAGAGUCGUAAACAUUCGAGAAAUAUCGUAGAUCGACGAUAAAUUCAAGCAUCGAGAACAGCUGAAUCGUCUCGCUCGAGAGAUUUUGAGAGAUUUUCCUUUUUUUUUUUUAAGUACGUCAUUGAAAAACGAAGAUUAUAAUCUGGGAUUAUGA
Heterotrigona itama is the source of this 952-nucleotide messenger RNA. NCBI's taxonomy places the organism in Eukaryota, Metazoa, Arthropoda, Insecta, Hymenoptera, Apidae. The record is from the annotation of a GenBank genome assembly.